AUGGCCGAAUCCACACCUCGAACGAUUGAUCAAUACUGGCACAGAAGCGGGCUUUGCGGGGUUAUCAGCCGUGCUACACUCCGCACCCUCCAGUUUGUCUUCGCUGUCACAGUUGCUGGUCUUUAUGGUGUCGAUUUAGCACACUCUACGAAGAGCAACAAUCAUGCCCACGCAGAAUGGAUAUACGCUGAGUUUGUUGCUGCACUCUCUGCUCUGACUUGCAUUGUGCAUUGCUUCGUUACUGUGACCCAAGUUGGAUGGUCCGCUUGGGAUGGAGUUCUGUUUGUCCUUUGGCUUGCCCAGGUGGGCGUUUUUGGGAAAGCCUAUACUUCUCACGUCAACCCAGAAUAUGAAAUUGCGACGCUGUCAAUUUCUCGUAUGCGCGCUGCAGCUUGGAUCAACCUGGUCAAUAUGGUGCUUUGGUUUGCGACAAUGGUGCUCGGCAUUUUGUGGUGUAUCCGGACUCGCAAGGUCAAACGAGGCAUGGAUGAAUCCGGUGUUGCUACGGAAGGGCUUGUCGGGCCGGAUGGCGUAAAGAGAAUCAGCGAUGAGGAGAGUGGUCGCUGGAUUGGAGAGGAGAAAGAUGUGAAAGAUUCUACUGAUAAAACUGAUGACGACAAGUGUCUGCAGAAGCAGGAGUAG
This is a messenger RNA of Penicillium crustosum, 642 nucleotides long. Its product is annotated as MARVEL domain-containing protein. The record is from RefSeq and is a predicted model, not a curated record. The coding region runs from base 1 to 642 and encodes 213 amino acids. NCBI's taxonomy places the organism in Eukaryota, Fungi, Ascomycota, Eurotiomycetes, Eurotiales, Aspergillaceae. Gene Ontology annotation, cellular component: membrane. The transcript has a single exon.